AUUUUGCUCGCUCUAUCAUGAUUUCUUGUUUGGCCAGCCGCAGCAGAGUGCAUGUAUCACGUGGCACAGCAGCAGCAGUGGCAGCAGCACCAGUAGUAACAGCUGGCUGAUUCAGGCGUAUAUAAACGGCGAGCAGCAUCGGUUGCGCCUCUGCUAUUUACUCUAGGUUUAUCUUCUCGCAAUUAUUCAAACAUGUCAGCGAGCGAAAUUCGGCGACGGUAUCUAGAGUUUUUCGAGCGCAACGGGCACAAGCGACAGCCCUCCUCGGACAUUGUGCCGAAGAACGACUCGACAUUGCUAUUCACAAACGCCGGGAUGGUUCCGUUCAAGCAGUACUUUAAGCGUCCUGACACGGCGCCAUUCAAGCAGGUCACGACAGUGCAAAAGUGCGGGCAGACGCCGCGUCACCACACGUUCUUUGAGAUGCUGGGGAACUUUUCGUUCGGCGCCUACGGCAAGCGUGAGAUCAUCCACAUGGCAUGGCGGUUCAUCACCGAGGAACUGCAGCUGCCGCAGGAGAAGCUGCGGGUGACAGUGCACACGACGGACCAGGAGGCGUACGCGAUCUGGCGGGACGAGAUAAAGCUUGACCCACUGCGGAUUGUGCGGCUGGGCGACGAGGACAACUUCUGGAGCAUGGGGGCGGGCGAGGGCCCGUGCGGUCUCAGCUCGGAGAUCUUCUGGGACACGGGCAACCCGCGGUAUACGGAGCACGACGAGGAGCGCUGGCUGGAGUUCUGGAACCUGGUGUUCAUGGAGAACUACCGGGACGCCAAUCGGCGGGCUAAGCAGGCUGGAUGUGCCGUACGAUCAUCCGGUUCAUUGGUCACGCUGCAGAAAGGUGAGACGGAUCCCCUGACACACAAGCGCGUCAUUGCCGACCACCUGCGCACCAGCGCUUUCCUGAUCUCUGAAGGUGUCUACCCGGGCAACACCGGCCGUGGCUACGUCCUGCGUCGCAUUAUCCGCCGCGCAGUGCGAGCUGGGCGGCUGCUGGGCAUCACGGGGCCAAUUCUACCAACCAUCUACCCGAGUCUCGAGCAGGCCAUGGGUGCUGCGUAUCCGGAGCUGACCGAGCGGCGGCAGGCGAUUCUCAACGUACUGGCGGCUGAGGAGAAUGCAUUCUUGGGCACACUGGGCAAAGGCAUGGCGCUUCUAGAGGGCAUUUUCACAGCCGACAGGUCCAACAAGACGGUGUCGGCGCGAGACACAUUUGUGCUGUACGAUACGCACGGGUUCCCGGCUGACUUGACCGAGAUCAUUGCGCGCGACCACGGGUGGGCGGUGGAUGUGCGAGGGUUCGAGGAAAUGCAGCGCGAGAGCCGCCAGCGCAACAAGGCAUCAUGGAAGCAGGGUGCUGCUGAGGGUGGGGAGGCGUCGGAGCUCGAGGCUGUGCGCAUGGCGUGGCAGGAGGAUGUGGGCGUGGCAAGUCGGUUUUCGGGCUACCGGUUUGACCCCGAGAGUGACAUCAUGGAGGAGACUGCAAAAGUCGUCACGUUCCGGGCGCUGGCCAACGGCGACGGCGUAGCGGUUAUUGACCCAUGCCCGUUCUAUGCGGCGGGUGGUGGACAGGUGGCCGAUUGGGGCUCUGGCCGCACACACGAGUUCACUGUCAGCGACGCCCAGAGGCUGUCAGAUGGCCGCGCAACCAUCCUGUAUCUGCCCAGCGCCGAUGCUUCUUUGCUUAAGCCUGGUACUACAGUGACUGCAUCAGUGGACACGGGCCGGCGGUUGGGCAGUGCAGUGCACCAUACGGCCACGCACCUUUUGCAUGCAGCACUACGGCAGGUUCUGGGCGCGUCAGUUCUGCAGGCGGGCUCGCAGGUGGAACCCGGGAGCCUGCGGUUCGAUUUUUCCAGUGCACCAGUGACCCAGACGCAGUUGACCGAGAUCGCCGAUAUUGUGAACCAGGCGGCGCUGAAAAACGCACUUGUGCGUGUCAAGGAGAUGCCGCUGGCAGAGGCAAAGGCACACGAAAAGUACAAUGAGAAGGCCGUGCGUGUGGUGGAGAUUGCUGGGCAUUCGCUGGAGCUGUGUGGUGGCACACAUGUGCUUACCACCGGCAACGUGUUCCCGUUCCAAAUCGUCUCGGAGGGCUCAGCCUGGCUGCAAAAGCAGCUCACGUAUGCAACCGCGACUGCCGCCAUGGAGGACAAGGCACAAAAGCUGCAGCUUGGGCAGCGCGCUGCAAUUGCUGACGCUGAGCGCUGGCGGCAGAUCGCUGCAGAAAACCUGCGGGCGUUCACGCGGACUGUGGAUUUUGCUGGUACCCCGGUCGCCAUUCAUGUACUGCCGGAUGCGCGGCUGGUCAAGGCGCGUGUUGAGCAUCUGUGCAAUGCCGAGCCACCCUCGGUGCAUUUGGCAGUGCUGGGAAGGGCGGGGGUGCAUGCUGGGCGGCUGCUGGCCGAGGUGUUCAAGGUGCUGCCGGGCAGGGGCGGCGGCCAGGGUGCGAUCGCACAGGGGCAGUUUAGGGAUCCUGUGGACGCUGAAUUGCUUUUGUUUGAGUAGACAUGUAUGGCGCUUUUUUCUUCUUUUGCUGUUGGUCGGCAAACCCGCUCAAAUAACAUGACAUUCCCUGGUUCGGGCAAACUGACUAUCCCACCGAUGCUGCGUUCACACAUAGACUUGGGUUGCGGAAUUACGAGAAGCCUCG
Messenger RNA from Linderina pennispora, 2653 nucleotides. RefSeq lists its product as uncharacterized. Gene Ontology annotation, molecular function: amino acid binding; nucleic acid binding; aminoacyl-tRNA deacylase activity. Gene Ontology annotation, biological process: tRNA modification; alanyl-tRNA aminoacylation. The transcript has 12 exons. Gene Ontology annotation, cellular component: cytoplasm; cytosol. The record is from RefSeq and is a predicted model, not a curated record. Bases 193 to 2508 code for a protein of 771 amino acids. Lineage: Eukaryota; Fungi; Kickxellomycota; Kickxellomycetes; Kickxellales; Kickxellaceae.